This is a messenger RNA of Galeopterus variegatus (Sunda flying lemur), 1265 nucleotides long. Its product is annotated as putative olfactory receptor ENSP00000348552. The transcript has a single exon. Gene Ontology annotation, molecular function: G protein-coupled receptor activity; olfactory receptor activity. Gene Ontology annotation, biological process: G protein-coupled receptor signaling pathway. Gene Ontology annotation, cellular component: membrane. Lineage: Eukaryota; Metazoa; Chordata; Mammalia; Dermoptera; Cynocephalidae. The coding region runs from base 22 to 978 and encodes 318 amino acids. The record is from RefSeq and is a predicted model, not a curated record.
AGUGAUGAAAGAGAGUUUGAAAUGGAAAUAUCCAACCGGUCUACUGUGACAGAGUUUGUCUUGCUGGGCCUCUCUGCCCAUCCAAAACUAGAGAAAACAUUCUUUGUGCUCAUCUUGCUGAUGUACCUGGUGAUCCUGCUGGGCAACGGGGUCCUCAUCCUGGUGACUGUGUCUGACUCCCACCUGCACACGCCCAUGUACGUCUUCCUGGGGAACCUCUCCUUCCUGGACAUCUGCUACACGACCUCCUCAGUCCCUCUGGUCCUGGAUGGUUUCCUCACUCCCAGGAAAACCAUCCCCUUCUCAGCCUGUGCUGUGCAGAUGUUCCUCUCCUUUGCCAUGGGAGCCACAGAGUGUGUGCUUCUGGGCAUGAUGGCGUUUGAUCGCUAUGUGGCCAUCUGCAACCCCCUGAGGUACCCCAUGGUCAUGAGCAAGUCUGCCUAUGUGCCCAUGGCUGUCAGUUCCUGGGUGGCUGGUGGAGCCAACUCCCUAGUGCAGAUCUCUCUUGCAGUACAAUUACGCUUCUGUGGGGACAACGUCAUCAAUCAUUUCACCUGUGAGAUCCUGGCUGUCCUGAAGUUGGCCUGUGCUGACAUCUCCAUCAAUGUGAUCAGCAUGGGGGUGGCCAAUGUGAUCUUCCUGGGGAUCCCAGUUCUGUUCAUCCUUGUCUCCUACAUCUUCAUUCUCACCACCAUCCUGAGGAUCCCCUCAGCUGAGGGGCGGCGAAAGGCUUUCUCCACCUGCUCUGCACAUCUUACUGUGGUGGUCAUUUUCUAUGGGACUAUUCUUUUCAUGUAUGCAAAGCCCAAAUCAAAGGACCCCCUGGGGGCAGACAAACAGGAUGUUUCAGACAAGCUCAUUUCCCUCUUUUAUGGAGUGCUGACCCCCAUGCUGAACCCCAUCAUCUACAGCCUCAGAAACAAGGAUGUGAAGGUCGCUGUGAAAAACCUGGUGAGUCAGAAACGCUUCACCCCGUGAUAGUGACAGCAAGCGCUGUAUUUUUGGUUCUUUGCACACAAGUGGCCCCCUAGGAAAUGACCACUUGGUAAGCAUACACUUACUCAGUGGUCUCACACAGCAAUAUUUCAAACUGCUGUGCACUUGGAUGGGGCUUUCUUGGGUGAUUGAGGAUGGAACAGCAACUCUUUAAAAUGAGGAGGGUGGUUGUGCUCAAUCACGUAGAACUAAGGAUGGGUGACUAUUAAAAUGUAUUUUUAUUUUUAUUCUGCAAAAAUAAGCAAUAAAAAUUAAAACUUUGUAAAAAA